CGUUAUUUGUACAGGCUGUGGUGACUAUAUACAACUUCCAGCAGUAUAGGCAUAUUCAACCACCAGGCUGGAUUUUGAAUUGGACAUGGGCAAAGGAUGAGGUGAUAUGGAGCAUGAUAGGAAGUCAGACUACAGAGCAAGGUGAUUGCUCAAAAUUCAAAGGAGAUGUUCCCCAUUGCUGUAAGAAGGAUCCAACAGUUAUCGACUUGUUGCCUGAAACUCCUCACAACCAGCAGAUUGCAAAUUGCUGCAAGGGAGGAGUCGUCAACUCAUGGGGCCAAGAUCCUGCAACUGCCAUUAGUUCAUUCCAACUCAGUGUUGGUUCUGCUGGAACAACCAACAAAACAGUUAGAAUACCUAAGAACUUCACCUUAAACACACCAGGACCUGGAUAUACUUGUGGACCUGCUAAAGUUGUUAGACCAUCUAAAUUUAUUACGUCGGAUGGGAGAAGAGUGACACAGGCUAUGAUGACUUGGAAUGUCACAUGCACAUACUCACAGUUCAUGGCUCAGAAAAAUCCUACAUGUUGCGUUUCCCUAUCAUCGUUGUACAAUGACACGAUUGUACCCUGUCCUACAUGUGCUUGUGGCUGCGAGAAUAAUGGCACUAAGUCGGGAAGUUGUGUGGAGCCAGAAAAGCCACACCUAGCUUCAAUUGUUUCAGACCAGGGGAAGAACAACUUUACGCCUUUGGUCCAGUGCACGAAUCAUAUGUGCUCAGUUGGAAUUCAUUGGCAUGUGAAACUCAACUACAAGGAUUAUUGGAGGGUUAAGAUAACUAUAACAAACUUCAAUUACCAUAUGAACUACAAACUAUGGAACUUAGUUGUCCAACAUCCCAACCUUGAUAACAUCACUCAGCUUUUCGACAUCAAUUACAAGUCAUUAACUCUUUAUGGAGCAAUAAAUGAUACUGCAAUGUUAUGGGGUAUGAAAUCCUCCAAUGAUCUGCUCGUGCAACCUGGUCCUUCAGGAAAUGUCCAGUUCGAACUUCUACUCCGAAAAGAUUCAAAUUUAAUUUCAGAUAAGGGAUGGGCUUUCCCUCACCGAGUUUAUUUCAAUGGUGAUAACUGUAUCAUGCCACUUUCUGAGGCAUAUCCACAUUUGUCAAAUGAUGUUUCCGUCGUGCCACCUCCCGAUGUAGAUCCACAUUUGCCGAACGCUGUUUCCCAAUGGAAGGUCUCUUUGCUUAAAUUAGUAGUCACACUUGUAUUCUCUAUGGCUUUCUUCUUUGCUGACACAUAACAGUCUGUCACUUGGAAUUGGUCAGUGCCAAUCAGUAGAUUUCCCCUAGCUAUUGUAUCACAUGUUUUUCUUACAUUCUAAAAUCAUAUUAUUUUGUAUAUUUCUUAAGCUCAUAGUGUUCCUAGAGCUGU
Solanum dulcamara is the source of this 1378-nucleotide messenger RNA. RefSeq names its product protein COBRA-like. The record is from RefSeq and is a predicted model, not a curated record. The transcript has 4 exons. Gene Ontology annotation, cellular component: plasma membrane. Gene Ontology annotation, biological process: plant-type cell wall cellulose biosynthetic process; cellulose microfibril organization. Bases 114 to 1247 code for a protein of 377 amino acids. Lineage: Eukaryota; Viridiplantae; Streptophyta; Magnoliopsida; Solanales; Solanaceae.